CCUCUUCAACGCCAUUGCAUUUGCUGCCCCUGUUUUUCCGCUGGCUGCUUCAGCCAUUCUCAUUAAGAAGAAUUCAACGAAGAAAAAGAAAACCAGAGACACUUUGUUCGACUUUUUGUUGUUUUCGUCGUCCCUAUAAGCGUGGUCAUGGGAGUCCUGUUUUUGGAUGUCAUAGCUGAGAAUAAUUGUCGGGGAAGGAGGAGGAGGAGAGGAGAACCUCUUUCCGUCGCAUUGUUGUCCUUCUUGCUCUUGAUCCUGACCCUUAUUUGAGUUUCUUGGGUAGGAUCUGUUUUUGGUGGUGGUCAGAUAAGUUCCGCCAGUUCAAUCAGGCUUCUUCUUGGUCUAUGUGAUAGUUUCUGCGGUCUCGAUUUCUGAUCGUAUCAGUCUUUCUUUGUUUCUGCUCUUUCUUUUGGGGUAGAAACUGCCCGUGCUUUUUUGGAAUUAAACAUUCAAUCCGCAGAAUGGAAACGGAUUUCUUGAUUGGUGUUUGGCUAUGGAGUAUGUAUGUCAUUUUGGUUUUUGGAUUGGGUGUAAUUGUGCUUGGGGAUUAGGGGUUUGUGGCGUUCUUGGAUUAUCUGAUGCCUGAAGAAUUGUUUGGACGAUUUCUCGAUAAGUUGGGGAUCGGUUGACUGGCUUUCUCUUGUCAUCCGAACUGAUAAUUUCCUUGGAUUGAUUGGUUUCUCUUUUGAUUUGUGCACGAAACUGUAAAUAGCUUAAGCUUAAGGAUUGUUGCUCCUUUGUCGUUGAUGAUACUUUGAGCUUCUCCACAGAGAGUUGUUUUGGAUUUCUCAAGGAGGUUCUAACUGCUGUAUCGAAAUUUUAGUAGUAGAGGAACUAACGAAGACAGGCGAAUUUGGUUGUAUCUUAGUAGGUCUGCUUGCUGACCGGUUGUGUGAAUGUAAGCAUUUUCGUUGAGUGUUCAUUCACACCGGCUAAUCUUCGUAACUUAUUUUGUGCAAUCUAUCAUCUCGUCACCCUCUUGGUUUUAACUGAGGCUUGUUCCUAUACCUGCAUAGUUUUUCUCCGUUGAACACUCAAGCUUGUAAUUCUAAAGAUUCCUUGUUUUGCUUUCGCGGGAUUCAACUUUAAACCUCCAUAUUUUUCUACGGAAGGUUGGGUUUGUUUAUCCUUUUGUGCCAUCCUUUUUUUUCCACUUCUUUGGAGAACGAAGGGUCUUGCUUUAUCAUGAAUGACAGCAGCUUCCAUCUAUAUGGAUAUUUAGAUAGUUCUCUUUCCCAUUUGUUUGAGAAAGUGAGAUCUUGGCUAAAUUUGAAGAGUGAUUUGGCUGAUUGUUCUGGGAAUACUUGCACUUGUCAUGAGGUCUACAACACGUGCUUUGAAUGCAAUUUACCUUGUGUGGCGUUCAACCAUGGAAGGCGAUGCUGUGUCUGCGGCAGGCCGUUUUGUGCAGGAUGUAUGCAGAACAGCACGGUUUCUUUGAAAAAUUGUAAAUCAGAAAUCCGUUUAGGCAAUAUGCAGUUCACCACCACAUUGUGUAAGCUGUGUCUUCGUGGUUUAGAACAGGAUGGGCAUGUGAAGCAAACUGAGAAUGACACCCUUAUGAAUGCUUCAGAAAAUAGUCUACAUUCUUCAUUUUCUUUCAGUGAGACAACUGGUGUUACUACCUUGGGUGGUGAUUCAGAAGUAGCUCGACUCUGUGGCGCUGAAGAGUGCAAAAAUGGCCUGGCCUGCAAACCUGAUAAUGCUAAUGGCAUUGGCAAUGUUGUACAUGAGCGAAAUUGUUCCUUGAAUAUAUUAAGUCCUGCAGAUCAGCUACCACCAGUGUCUCUUAGAUGUUAUGACAAGACUUAUGAUGCAGAAACAUGCGAUUGUACAGACCCUGAUGAUACCGAGAACUUCUCAACUCCAAGAUGUGAAUAUUAUCGAUUUAUUUCUGAUAUAGAUGCGAGUAGUACUUACACUAUAAGUGAUGUAUGUAGUUUCAAGUCAGCUACAUCGACUCCCUUUGACAACUCCUCUUUUACGGGCCUUAGCCCUGAGAAAGUUGAUUCACCUGUCCCUGAUUGUCAACUGGAAUAUGAAAAAUCCCAGGGUUACUUCCACCUACACCAAAAACAGGUGCAGACUUCAGGGAGGUCGAGAAAAAAUGUUGAGGAAAUCGAAAGUCCUGCUUGCAGCGUUGAUUAUGACUCUCAGAAUCAACAGCAGAAAUUUUUGUUGGUUUUGGACUACAAAAAUAAUGACAAAUUUUGGUUGCCUCCAGAGGAUGAGAAUGAGGAAACUGAAAACACUGUUUUCGAGUCUGAUGACGAGUUCUCUGGUACUACUGACUUACAGUUUUCAUCAAAUAGUGUUGGAGAUGAUAUUGUGAAGAAAAAAGACAAACUGAAUGAGCAGCACAAAGAGUCUCUGAGAGCUGUGAUUCAUGGUCAUUUCAGGGCUCUUAUCUCACAGCUGUUGAAGGGGGAGGGUAUUGAUGCGGGGAGUGGCAAAAUAGAGGAUGGUUGGGUAGAGAUAGUUACUUCCUUGGCUUGGCAAUCUGCGAAUUUUGUGAAACCUGAUACAAACGAUGGUGGCAGCAUGGACCCUUGUGAUUAUGUAAAGGUUAAAUGCAUUGCAUGUGGAUAUCCAAGGGAAAGUGUUUUAAUAAAGGGGGUUGUUUUCUCCAAGAAAAUGAAGCACAAGCGGAUGACUUCACGGUACAAAAAUCCCAAGUUGCUUCUGCUUGGAGCACUGGAAUAUGAGAAGCUUCCAAAUCAGCUAGCAUCAAUUGAUACUUUGAUUAAUCAGGAGAUGGAUGAUAUUAAGAUGAAAGUUUCAAAGAUUCAGGCCCAUCACCCAAAUGUUGUCCUGGUGGAAAAGAGUGUAUCACCUCGUGCCAUAGAACACCUUCUGAGCAAGGACAUAUCCUUGGUCUUAAAUGUUAAAAGAUCAGUUCUGGAGCGCAUUGCUAGGACCACAGGUGCUCAAAUUAUCCCUUCAGUUGAUGAUCUUAUUUCACCAAUGUUGGGGCAAUGUGAGAUUUUCCGGUUAGAAACAUUUGAGGAAUAUCAAGCUACUGACACUCCUAACAAGAAACCGGCAAAGAAGACUUUGAUGUUUCUUGAAGGUUGCCCGAGACGCUUAGGCUGCACGGUCCUACUUAGAGGAGCACCUCGUGAAGAGCUGAAGAAGGUGAAGCACGUUGUGCAAUAUGCUGUCUUUGCAGCUUAUCAUUUAUUGCUUGAGACAUCCUUCCUUGCUGAUGAAGGUGCAACCCUGCCGAAUUUCCCUGUGGAACCCCCGACUGCUUUACCAGAAAAGCCAUUGAAUGUUAACAGAACCAAUUCAAUCUCUAGGUCAAAUGCCUACAUAGGCACUGUCCAGGCUGUUGAUAGAAUUCAAGCAUCUAGCUCGCUUAGUGAACUAACAAUUCCUAUUCCGAAGCUGGAAGUUCAAGCACAAAAUACGUGGACAUCAAGUUUCAAUUCAGAACAUGAAAUCCUCCAGUUACCGCAUGAAUGUGCUGAGUCAAGCUUCAUGUUUGCUUCAUCUCCUACAGCUUUAGAUUCCAAGACGGAUAGAGACAUGGAUAUGACUGUGCCUCCUGGAGGUCCUGAGGCUUUUGUUUCACAUGUAAUGCCAAGCUCAUGCCUUGAAUCUCAGUGUGAGAAGGUAAAGGAUUUGUUGGUACAUUCUUCUCAUGAUGCAAUUAUGACAGGGAUGCCUAAGGAGAUCUGGGCAGCGGAAGAAGGAGGUUUAGACAUUGCGAGCAAGAAUGAUAGUUCUGGUGAGAGAAUGAAAAUGAAUGCCAUUGAAGGAGAAAACCUAUCCCAAGAAUUUAUACCAAGAGUAGAGACAAAGCAAGGUAUAGCAGUUUUGUUUUCUAGACGAUGCUUGACCAAAGGAACAGUAUGUGAACAAUCCCAGCUCUUACGGAUUAAGUUUUAUGGUAUUUCUGAUAAGCCACUAGGAAGAUUCCUUCAAGACGAUCUCUUUAACCAGGCUUCACCCUGCAUGUCAUGCAGUCAACCAGCUGAAGCUCAUGUUAGACGCUACAUCCACGAGCAAGGUAGUGUAAGUAUGUACGUAAAGUGUAUCCCUUCAUUAAACCUUCCUGGAAAGCCUGAAGGGAAAAUAUGGAUGUGGCAUCGAUGUUUAAAGUGUGCCCGUAAAGACGGAGUUUCAGAGGCAAAGAACAGAGUCAUCAUGUCUGAUGCUGCCUGGGGAUUGUCUUUUGGAAAGUUCUUGGAGCUUAGCUUCUCAGAUAAUGCAACUGCAAAACGUGUUGCAAGCUGCAGCCACUCUCUGCAGAGAGAUUGCCUUCACUACUACGGGUACGGGGACACAGUUGCCUUUUUCUGUUAUGAUCCCAUUGACAUAUUCACCGUGUUCCUGCCAUCAUUACUCCUGGAAUAUAGAAGUCAGGUUCAACAGGAGUGGAUCACAAAGGAGGCAGCUGAUGUUUCUGAAAAAAUGAAAAUUCUUUACACUGAAGUUUUUGAUGCACUUCAAAGGAUGGAAGAACAAUAUACCACUGUUGGACCUGGUUCUGAGUCCAUGUCUCUAAAUGACUUCAUCAACUACAUGGCAGAACUGAAAAUUUUGAUCAGAGCCGAAAAAAGUGAAUAUGAUAGCUUGCUGCGAGGAGCUGCUAUUGAGAAUUGUUGUCAGGUGGUGUCAGGGGCAAGUAUCUUUGAGCUUGCUUACCUCAGGUGGUGUCUCCUAGUUGACUCGUACGUUUGGGAUCAUCGUCUCCAUACGUUGGACUCAUUGGUUAAAACAACAAGAUCCCCAACAAAGUUUGACCUCGGAAUUCAGUGCAUAAGUUCUUCUGCAUCCAAUAGUUGCACUGAGGCUGAUACAUCUCUUAGAGAUGGUGCCUUUGCUCCUCUACAUAACGGGAAUUCUCCAAAGUUCUGCAGUGCCUUGGACAAAUUCUUUGGUUUUCAGGAAAAUCUGCUUCUCAACCAUGAUUCCAGUGAUGUAGAUGUAUUCGAUUAUGUUAGAUCUACUGAAGGCAGUCCAUAUACUGAAGAUCCUCAAUCAGAUUCUUGUCAUCUCACUGAGGCAUCUGAAUCCAUGUCAUUAGAGUGUUCCAUUCUGUCUGAGAACAUAGAUGUUGCCUGGACGGGCUCCACAGAAUCUCUGAGUGGUCUGAACACCCAGGUGUCACCAUCAGAAGAUGCUGAGAAAUUUGGUUCCAUUUCCCGAGCAAAUCAAAUUGUUAGUGACCGUUGCCGGAAAGCCAUGGCUCCUGUGAGAGUUUAUUCUUUUGAUUCUGUACUGAGAUUUGGAGAGAGGAGUAGAAGAAGCCUUUUCCAUACCUCACCGGGUUUAUCUCCAGCCAAGUCCUUUCAUGUUUCAGGGGAUUGCGACAGCUUAGUUAAGACCCCGGUUCCAAACAUGCGGAAAUUCUACUACAGAGGCCUUCCUAAAACAUCUCAAAGAUUUGAUGCCAUCUUAAAUUAUACUCCAUCUUUUCUUACAUCUUCAUAUCACAUGUUAAGUGAAGGACCAAGCUUGCUGUUGCCAUCAACAGGUCGAAACAAUAUAGUGGUAGCUGUUUACGAUAAUGAACCUACAAGUAUCAUCACAUAUGCCCUUAGUUCCAAGGAGUACGAGUCCUUUAUAUAUGAUAAAUCAAUUCAUGUAGAUGGAUCUAAACCUGUUGAUGAAAAUAAUUUGGCCCAUAGUCAGAUCAACUACCAGAUAGGUUCUGAUGAUAUCCAGCUCAGAAGUUAUGGAUCUGAUGCCAGUGCCUUAUCUCCCAGACGACUUUAUUGUUCUGACUCACCAAAGUCACCACAUUUUAAGAUGUCAUUUGAUGGUGAUUCACUACUCCCCGGUGGCAAGGUCAGAUUUGCUGUUACAUGUUAUUUUGCAAAACAUUUUGAUGGUUUGAGGAGAAAAUGCUCUCCGAACGAGAUUGAUUUUUUGCAAUCUCUAAGCCGUUGCCGGAGGUGGAGGGCCCAAGGUGGAAAAAGCAACGUCUAUUUUGCAAAGACGCUGGAUGAGAGAUUCAUUAUAAAGCAGGUCACAAGGACUGAGCUGGCAUCCUUUGAGGAGUUUGCGCUGUAUUACUUCAAGUACUUGUCAGAUGCACUUAGCUCAGGUUACCCGACCUGCCUCGCAAAAGUCCUCGGCAUAUAUCAGGUUACAACAAAAUAUCUCAAGACUGGAAAAGAAGAAAAGAUGGACUUCAUGGUGAUGGAGAAUCUGUUUUUUGGAAGAACAAUUUCACGAACAUACGAUCUAAAGGGGUCUACCCGAUCACGUUACAAUGCAGACAAUUCUGAGGUUCUGUUAGACGAGAAUUUUCUGGAGGUGCUGCGGACAAACCCAAUAUUUCUUAGGAGUGAGGACAAGCACUGUUUAGAAAGGGCUGUGUGGAAUGAUACCUCCUUCUUGACGUCAGUGGACGUGAUGGAUUACUCGUUGCUCGUUGGAGUCGAUGAAGAGAGGAAGGAGCUGGUUUUGGGAAUAAUUGAUUUCAUGAGACAAUACACAUGGGACAAGCAUCUCGAGACAUGGGCGAAGACUGCUGGCAUUCUUCGCGGGCAGAAUUCCGAACCCACUGUUAUUUCACCCAAACAGUACAAGAAGAGGUUCAGGAGAGCCAUUGCCUCCUACUUUCUCAUGGUCCCUGAGCAGUGAUCCUCAUUGCCUGUCCUUCGUCCUUUUCUCGUACUGAGUUCGUGGUCUAAAAUUGAUCUUCAUGUAACCAAUAAGGAAUGCCAUUCCAUUGAAUAUGCCUGCAUCUUUUGUAAACAAUACAUGUAUCCAUGUUUCCAAUAUUUUUGCUCCUUUGAUUGCAUAAUUGUAUGAUAUUCAUUCGUCAGCAGGAGAUGUUACUGGCGAUAGCAGCAACAAUUUCUUAUUAUCCAAAUGUUGGUUUUUGUAAAGGUCAUGUUAAGGAAA
Nymphaea colorata (pocket water lily) is the source of this 6861-nucleotide messenger RNA. Its product is annotated as putative 1-phosphatidylinositol-3-phosphate 5-kinase FAB1C. Gene Ontology annotation, biological process: phosphatidylinositol phosphate biosynthetic process. Gene Ontology annotation, cellular component: endosome membrane. The coding region runs from base 1186 to 6597 and encodes 1803 amino acids. The record is from RefSeq and is a predicted model, not a curated record. The transcript has 11 exons. Lineage: Eukaryota; Viridiplantae; Streptophyta; Magnoliopsida; Nymphaeales; Nymphaeaceae. Gene Ontology annotation, molecular function: ATP binding; 1-phosphatidylinositol-3-phosphate 5-kinase activity.